UUGCACUUUUUGAAAACACCACAUUUCAACAUUUUCCUCCUCAAUUCUUCUUCAUCAAUCUUUUCUCCAAAACAAUUUCUCAAACUUCGUCCAUCAGAAACCGCCAUGUCCAUAAACUUACACCAUCAUGCCUUCGCCGGAAACCCUCUAAGAUCAAUUCCCGCCGAUCAACUUUCACCCUCCGCCGCUCUCAAAUCCCUCAACACCAUAAUUCUACAAAACAAUCCUUCUCCUCCUUCUCCCAAUUUCAAGGUACUUCCGUUCAGAAACGGAAGUCCUCUAGCCUCUUCCUCCGUUGGCUCCGAUCACUCGCCGCCGAUUUGGCAUCUGGCUUGGAUCAGUUUGGACGAUCUUAAAGCCAUCUUCAAAAGUUCAGGUGCCAAGCUGAAUGGAGACUCAUUGGUGUACUUGGGUUCGUCUGCAGAGGACGACGCUGUUUACUGGGCAAUCGAUGUUUCCGCUAAGGUACCUAAAUUGGGUACCGAUCCCAACGUGGGAUCGCGGUUCGUAGAGCUCCGAACUCUCAUGGUGGCCACCGAUUGGGAAGAUAUCAAAGCAAUGCAAAACCUAGCUAUUGCUGGUCAAGCUAAGGCACUGCUAGAAUGGCAUAAUAUUUCUCAAUUCUGUGGACAUUGUGGAAAGAAAACUGUUUCUGUCGAAGCUGGGAGACGGAAGCAAUGUUCUAAUGACUCUUGCAAGAAAAGGAUUUAUCCCCGUGUUGACCCGGUGGUAAUUAUGCUUGUGAUUGAUAGAGAGAAUGACUGCGUCCUCUUGGGUACACGACCGAAGGUUAUUUCUCGAGUGUGGAGCUGCUUGGCUGGUUUCGCAGAGCAAGGAGAAAGCUUGGAGGAAGCUGUAAGAAGAGAAACUUGGGAAGAGAGUCGUAUUGAAGUGGGAGAAGUUGUAUAUCACAGUUCUCAGCCAUGGCCCCUUGGUUCAAAUAGCAUUCCAUGCCAGCUGAUGGUUGGGUUCUUCGCAUAUGCAAAAUCCCGCGAAAUAAUUGUGGACAAGAAAGAGUUAGAAGAUGUGAAGUGGUUCAGUAGAGAAGACAUACGAAAAGCAUUAACGUUGGCCGAAUAUAAAAAAGCCCAAAGAACAGCAGCAUCAAAGGUAGAACAAAUAUGCAAGGGAGUAGAAAAGAGUAGGAGCUUGGCUGGAGAUUUCAACGUGGAAAGUAGUGAACAUGCUCCAAUAUUUGUUCCUGGACCUUUUGCAAUAGCCCACCACCUUAUUUCCUCUUGGGCCUUCUCAGAUCAAAAUGCCCAUUAAAUUGUGUUGAUGCAUUUCAAAGAAAACUAUUCAGUCCAUAUUUACCGAAAUAAAACCUAUUGAUUCCAUGACAAAUUCUUUAGGGUGGCUGAAAUUCUUUUUCCAAUGUCUCUAUUGGAAUAAAGAUAUCUAGUAGUGUUAUGGAUCAUUUUUCUGUUGAUGUAAAGUUGUCAUUGAACUGUUUGUAAAUUACACUCCUCAUUUGGGAGAGUUUCACUAUUUGUUUUUACACUAUUUUUUCA
Vicia villosa (hairy vetch) is the source of this 1511-nucleotide messenger RNA. Its product is annotated as nudix hydrolase 19, chloroplastic-like. The record is from RefSeq and is a predicted model, not a curated record. Gene Ontology annotation, cellular component: cytosol. Gene Ontology annotation, molecular function: NADH pyrophosphatase activity; metal ion binding. Lineage: Eukaryota; Viridiplantae; Streptophyta; Magnoliopsida; Fabales; Fabaceae. The transcript is spliced from 6 exons. The coding region runs from base 106 to 1269 and encodes 387 amino acids. Gene Ontology annotation, biological process: NADP+ catabolic process; NAD+ catabolic process.